AUGGCGAUUCUUUAUUUUUUCAAAAGGGCUUUUACUGGUACAGGCCCUGGCGGUGGAAAGUCCUCUAACUUUCAGGAUGUCAACUCUGGGUAUGCAUCUGUAUCAGAGAUUCCAACAGAUAGGUUUGUUCCAUCUCAGUGCAGAAUCAAACCAUUAAGAAGACUCAUCACAAUCACGGAAACCUCAACGAUUAUCGUCCCUUCUUCGACGCUAGGUGUUAUACCGACGGAAACUCCUAUAGGACCAACUGUAACUCUUACAGUACCAUCUACCACUAGAACCUUGACUUCCAUCGCAAAACCCACCGUAUCUACCACUAAAACCUUGACUUCCAUCGCACAACCCACCGUACCUCCCACUGGAAUAGCUGCGAUUGCUCUUAGUGAGAUCUCUAGCUGGAAUGCAAUUGCCGCAACUGCGACAGAUCCGAUAAUGAAGGGUGCAUUGAAGUCCGCCAUUAGUCAAGAGAGUCGGGUUGCCAGCUUGACUCCGGGUUCUUACACGGCUGUUAUCACAAUAUCACCCGCUGAACAAACUAUUAUCGACAAGGCAAAUAAAGAUAGCGUUCGAAAUCAACAUACCACCACUAUAGUCUUGAGUUGUUUCGCUGUUUUGCUGUUCCUAGGAUGUAUCUACAUGCUCGGCUGGUACUUUCUACGAAAGUAUCGUCGACGAAGAGGAAGAAAAAUGCCCCCACUUACCGAAUAUGUUCCACCCAAUUUAGGUUCUUUGGGCGGUUUAAUAGCCGAGAUGGGUCGGGAAAACGUUAUUGAGCGAGAGGAACACGACAGUAGAACCGAUAGGAUUCAUAGGGUUCCGAGGGCUCCAAAGCCUCCAAGAGUUCAUAGUACUUUGCAAGAACUAGAGAUUCCAGCAGGGUUUGCAGAGUUACAUGGCUCUGUUCCAGAAAUACAAUCAGUGAGAUGUACGGGACUACAACAUGAAGGCGAAGGGGUAGCGAACUCAGAGAGAGUUCUCUGCGAAGUCUGA
Molecule: messenger RNA, 990 nt
Organism: Botrytis porri
Lineage: Eukaryota; Fungi; Ascomycota; Leotiomycetes; Helotiales; Sclerotiniaceae
Exons: 1
Coding region: 1-990 (329 amino acids)
Source: RefSeq, a predicted model, not a curated record